AGUUAUACAUAUAUUUAUAUAUCAUAUUUAUAAAUAAACCCUCGUACUAUUAAUAUUUACACACAUUUCUCUCAAGUUCGGUAAUACAUUACUGAUUACUCUGUAGAAGCAAGUCUCUCUCUCUUGUUUCUCUCUCUAAGUUCAAACUGCUUCACAAAGAAAGAAAUGUUGAGAAGGGCGCUGCUCCAAGCUUCCACACGCGGUCUCUUCUCGUCUUCUCCACUGUCACUCGCAUCUCUGCGGCAAUGCUCUUCGUCUUCUUCCUCACACAAUUCUCAAAUUUCAAACGAUCAUUUCGUCGAACACUUGGACGACACACCUCAACCACCAGCCACCGCCACCAUCUCCAUCGAUCGCUCCUCCUUGUACCACCCUCCCGAGCAUUCACACGAAUCGUCUGCUGAUUCUGAGCUCGUUAAGCACCUCAAGAACAUCAUCAAGUUCAGAGGGGGGCCAAUUACAGUUGCUGAGUAUAUGGAAGAGGUCUUAACGAAUCCGAAAGAUGGGUUUUAUAUGAAUCGAGAUGUCUUUGGAGCCGGGGGCGACUUUAUUACCUCCCCGGAAGUGAGCCAAAUGUUUGGAGAGAUGGUUGGCAUUUGGGCAAUGUGCCUUUGGGAGCAAAUGGGACAACCAAAAAGAGUUAACUUAGUCGAACUCGGACCAGGCAGAGGAACUCUUUUGGCUGAUCUUUUGCGCGGUGCAUCGAAAAUCAAGAACUUCACAGAAUCGUUGGAAAUACAUAUGGUUGAAGUUAGCCCGGCAUUACAGAAACUCCAGUAUCAAAACUUGAAAUGCGUGACUGAAGACGGUGGCGAUGGAAAUGCAAAUAAAAGGUGUGUUAGCACAUUAGCUGGCACACCUGUAUCAUGGCAUGCAACUCUCGAACAGGUUCCAACUGGAUUGCCUACAAUCAUCAUUGCGCACGAGUUCUAUGAUGCUUUGCCGGUGCACCAAUUUCAGAAAGCUUCUCGUGGUUGGUCUGAGAAGAUGGUUGACCUUACUGAAAAUUCAUCGUUUCGUUUUGUUCUAUCUCCCCAGCCCACACCAGCAAGUCUCUAUCUCAUGAAACGCUGCAAAUGGGCUGAGACUGAAGAACUCGCUAAAGUUAGUCAUAUUGAAGUUUGCCCAAAGGCGAUCGAUUUAACUCAAGAAAUUGCUAAUAGAAUCGGCAUUGAUGGUGGAGGGGCUCUCGUAAUUGAUUAUGGCCUCAAUGGAAUAGUGUCGGAUAGUCUGCAGGCAAUUAGGAAGCACAAGUUUGUGGACAUACUGGAUAAUCCCGGAUCUGCUGAUCUCAGCGCUUAUGUUGAUUUUGCUGCAAUUAAGCAUUCCGCUGAAGAAGUUUCAGAGGAUGUGUCCGUACAUGGUCCAAUGACUCAAUCGCAGUUUCUUGGUUCACUUGGAAUUAACUUCCGAGUUGAAGCAUUGUUGGAAAAGUGCAAUGAAGAACAAGCGGAAUCUCUGAGAACGGGAUAUUGGCGUCUGGUUGGUGAUGGUGAAGCCCCGUUUUGGGAGGGCCCCGAUGAACAGGCUCCCGUUGGUAUGGGGACUCGCUAUUUGGCCAUGUCUAUUGUCAACAAGAAGCAAGGUGUUCCUGUUCCUUUCUAACAUAACAAUUAAUUAAUUAAUUAAUUAGUUAAUUAAUUGCAACUGUUGGAAUGUACAACAGUUUUCAGUACCAGAGUGAGUUUUUUUUUUCUUUUUUUUUUUUAAUUAACGUUUUUUUUAAAGAAAAAUAAGUCAGUGUUUGUUGUUGAAAGGAGUACCUCCUUCUUCGUGAUUAUUUAUUUAGGGUAAAUUACAACCACCUUCCUGAGGUAAAGUGUAUUACAAAAAAACCCUUUUUGUUUGACCAAUUACAUCCAACUCCUUGCAAUUUGUAAAUUUCUUACAUUCAUCACCCUACAAAAGGGUGUUAACGUAAGGAAUUUACAAAUUUAAAGGGGAUAGAUGUAAUUAUUGGAAACUGAGGGGUUUUUUUGUAAAUAGACAUUACUUUAGGGGGCGGUUGUAAUUUACCCUAUUUAUUUAUGCCAGCAACAUCGAAAUAUCAGAAUAUAUUAUUUAAUCACAAUCCAUAAAAUGGACUUGGAGAUGUUGAUGCACUCGAUGAAGGUAGUUCUAAUUAUAUACA
Messenger RNA from Erythranthe guttata (spotted monkey flower), 2131 nucleotides. RefSeq names its product NADH dehydrogenase ubiquinone complex I, assembly factor-like protein (DUF185). Lineage: Eukaryota; Viridiplantae; Streptophyta; Magnoliopsida; Lamiales; Phrymaceae. Gene Ontology annotation, molecular function: protein-arginine omega-N symmetric methyltransferase activity. The record is from RefSeq and is a predicted model, not a curated record. Gene Ontology annotation, cellular component: mitochondrion. Gene Ontology annotation, biological process: mitochondrial respiratory chain complex I assembly.